UCCAAAAACAAAGGUAGUGAGAGAAUGCAAGAAGUAGAGAUUGAGGAAGAUCUCUUGACCCUUGGCCUAAGCAUCAACGGCUCUUGGCGCUCCGAUUCGAUAUCGAAGAAGAGGAAGAUAAGAGACGAGCCUUACGCUUGCAACAAGUUCUUCGCUUUGCUUCAAGCAAGAGAUAGAAUGCUACAACUUGACGCCGGUAGCCAUGGGCUUGAAGAUGGCAAGGGCCUUCAUCUAAUCCACUUACUUCUAAUUUCAGCCACUGCCAUAGACGACAAUAACACAAGCUCUGCGAUAGAUUCGUUGACUGAAUUGUAUCGAAAUGUGUCUUUAAAUGGCGACCCUAUACAACGGGUAUCGGCCUAUUUCACUGAUGGCUUAGCUGCGAAGCUCUUAACACGAAGGUCACCAUUAUAUAGCAUGAUUGUUGCCAAUCCUACACCCGAACAAGAGUUAUUGGCCUUUACACAACUCUAUAGAAAUUCUCCUUAUUACCAGUUUGCGCAUUUUACAGCGAAUCAAGUGAUUAUUGAAGCUUUUGAUGAAGAAGAGAAGCAUAACAAUAGGAGCCUACAUGUUAUAGACUUUGAUGUGUCAUAUGGAUUUCAAUGGCCUUCUCUGAUUCAAUCUUUAUCGGAUAAGGCCACAAGCAAUAGCCCGAUAUAUCUUAGAAUUACAGGUUUCGGGCAGAGCUUGGAAGUUCUGAAAGAAACUGAGAUCAGGCUGAAGAAUUUUGCGAAAGGAUGCAAUAACUUGUUUUUUGAGUUCAAGGGUAAUCUGAGAGGUUUAGGACAGAGAAAUAUUGAGGUUAAGAAGGAUGAGACAUUGGUCGUCAACUUGGUGUUCUAUCUCCAAUCUUUGAUGAGCUCAAAUGAGGUAUCUGCUACAUUGAACUACAUCAAGUUAUUGAAUCCAUCACUAGUAGUCUUGGUAGAGAAAGAAGGAAGCAGAAUCUCAAGAAGCUUUUUUUUAUCGAGAUUCAUGGAGUCUUUACAUUACUUUGCAGCGAUGUUUGAUUCUCUCGAUGAUUGCCUUCCAGCUGAUAGCAUUGACAGGCUCAGCAUUGAGAAGAAUCAUUUAGGGAGAGAGAUCAAGUAUAUAGUGACCAACGAAGAGAGAGAAAACAAUAAUUUGAAGAAUGAGAGGCUGGAGACAUGGAAGAAGAGAAUGGAGAGCAAUGGAUUUGAAGGGAUCAAGCUGAGUUCAAGAUCGAUAAGCCAAGCGAAAUUGCUGUUGAAGAUUAAGAGUCAUUGCUCUAAUAGUGAUUUUGCGAACGCUGGAGGGUUUAGGAUCUUUGAGAGGGAUGAAGGGAGAGGACUUUCUUUAGGAUGGCAGGAUCGGCAUCUGAUUACCGCUACUUCAUGGAGAUGUGCGCUUUAAGUUGCAUUUUCCAUGAAGAAUUUGACAGCAAGCUUGAUACUUCAUUUAUUGUGAUUUUUGUACUGGUCCGUUUGACAUAAUUUUUAUGUACAAAACUUAACCUGUUUUUGCUUGGAAAUAUCUGAAUUCAAAUG
Molecule: messenger RNA, 1511 nt
Organism: Asparagus officinalis (garden asparagus)
Lineage: Eukaryota; Viridiplantae; Streptophyta; Magnoliopsida; Asparagales; Asparagaceae
Product: scarecrow-like protein 21
Exons: 1
Coding region: 25-1377 (450 amino acids)
Biological process (GO): regulation of DNA-templated transcription
Cellular component (GO): nucleus
Molecular function (GO): DNA-binding transcription factor activity; sequence-specific DNA binding
Source: RefSeq, a predicted model, not a curated record